Messenger RNA from Cryptomeria japonica (Japanese cedar), 1833 nucleotides. RefSeq lists its product as uncharacterized. The record is from RefSeq and is a predicted model, not a curated record. The transcript has 5 exons. Bases 304 to 1833 code for a protein of 509 amino acids. NCBI's taxonomy places the organism in Eukaryota, Viridiplantae, Streptophyta, Pinopsida, Cupressales, Cupressaceae.
CUGAAGGUAUCGAUAAAGUUUCUAAAGCGAACUGGGUAAUUAAGUUUCUAAUAUUGGCCUGCCUUCCAUAACGGUCGCUUCAUAUGGUAUUGUUUGAAUUGGGGUUUGCAGGUGAUCUGCUUCGUUGCUUCGCUUCGAUUUUUGGCUUUCGGGUGCUUGUUGUUUAUAUCUUUUGGCUGCAUUUUUAGGGUCACAAAGUUUGGUGGCGUUUUGGCCUGCUGCAGGACAAGAUACACUCCUUGUCCGGUAUCCAUACAGCUGAAAACUAGUACAGUUCAGUGCAACCUUCAACUUUUGAAAACAAUGUCUACUUCCAGUCCUCCUCAUAGAGCAAUCCCGGGUGGAAAAGAUCUAGCUUGGAAAUAUACAGAACCUUUUCUUGAGCAAAAAAAAAGAGAGGCAAUAUGUAAAUUUUGCAAAACAUUCUUUCAUGGAGGCAUAAAUAGAUUGAAAUACCACCUUGCCGGCAUAUGUGGCCAUGAUGCAGAGCCUUGCACACUAGCACUUCCUAAGGCUAUUCGUGAGUGUCAAGUGCUAUUAGACACAUUUGAGACUCGAAAAGAAAUAAAGAAGAGACAAAGAGAGGAGUUGGCUCAGGCUAGCAUUGGUUGUGUUGGAGAGGCCUCUUCCAUGCCUCCAUAUUGUCCUAGUGGGAGUGCUAGUGCUUCUGUUGCCGGUAGUGUCAGUGCUAGUGGGAGUAUCAGUGCAACUCCAACCAUUGGUCCUAGAGUUCGUAAAUCUAGGAUGGAUUCAUAUUUUGAGCCACGCACUACUCCUGGUGCCCAACCUUCACUUGAGAGCAUGGCUUGGAACAAAGAGGUACACAAUAAGGCUAAAGGUGCAAUUGGAAGAUUUUGGUUUUAUUGCAAUAUUCCAUUCUUCGCAGCCAGGUCUCCUUAUUGGCAAAACAUGGUUGAUGCCAUUGCUAUUUGUGGGGCGGGUUCCAAGAUAAGUGGCCCAAUUUUGAUAGAAUCGGUGGUUGAUGUAAAAGCCACAUUAAAGGAACAUCGAGAGAUAUGGAAGAAGGAGGGUUGCACCAUCAUGACCGAUGGUUGGACUGAUAGGAGAAAUCAGAUGCUCCUAAAUUUUCUUGUUUCUUCUGCAGGUGGCACCAUGUUCAUGAAGUCCAUUGAUGUUUCCGCACAUUCUAAAAAUGCCACUUACCUAUGUGAGGUUAUAGAGGAGGUCAUAUAUGAAGUGGGCGAGGAGAAUGUAGUACAAGUGGUGACUGAUAAUGCAGCAAAUUAUGUUGCUGUAGGUAAACUUUUGAUGGAGAGGCACCCAUCUAUAUUUUGGUCUCCAUGUGCCGCCCAUCAUAUUGACCUCAUGUUGGAGGACAUUGGUAAGAUUGCAUGGAUCAAGACAUGUGUAGAGAAGGCAAAAAAUAUUUGCAAAUUUGUAUACAAUCAUGCAUGGGUCCUUAACUUAAUGAGGCAAUACAUGGGGCAGAAGGAGUUGGCUCGUCCUGGAAUCACUAGAUUUGCCACUAACUUCAUCACACUGCAAUCCUUGAUUCGCAGUAAGGCAGCUUUGAGACGUAUGCUUGUUGGUGAGGAGUGGACUUCCUCAUCCUAUGCUACGAGAGCUGCAGGAGUUGAUGUUACAGAUUACAUUUUUGAUGAGCCAGGCUUUUGGACCCCUUGUGCUGAGAUUGUGAAGUUCAUUGAGCCCUUGGUAGUUCUCCUACGUGUUGCUAACGGGGAGAAGUCCGCAAUGGGCUACAUAUACGAGGGCAUGGAUAGGGCUAAGGAGGGCAUCAGAUCUGCCUAUGAAGGGGAUGAGAGUAAGUAUCGUCCCAUUUGGGAUAUGAUUGACAGGAGAUGGCAGACCUAG